This is a messenger RNA of Brassica oleracea var. oleracea, 1483 nucleotides long. Its product is annotated as protein IQ-DOMAIN 31-like. The transcript has 2 exons. The record is from RefSeq and is a predicted model, not a curated record. Gene Ontology annotation, molecular function: protein binding. The coding region runs from base 306 to 617 and encodes 103 amino acids. Lineage: Eukaryota; Viridiplantae; Streptophyta; Magnoliopsida; Brassicales; Brassicaceae.
UAUUUAUUUUUUUGGCAUAAGGGGGGUACUGUAGAAGGACCAAAGACUUUUCCGUCUUGAAAAGUAAAAUAAACAAAAAGAAAACAAAAAUAAAGUAGAAACUAGAAAGAGAAGAGCUUUGACAAAAAAGAGAAGAGCAUGCGAGCACGUUCGUUCGUUAAGAUCAACAACUAAAAAUGGAGGGCACAUCAUCUCCUUCCCUUCAAGCCACCGUCUCUACUUUUAUUAACAAUUUACGUUUCCUUCUCCACGUUUCUCUUUGACAAACCAAAGCCAAAGCAGAGACAAAAGGGCGUUCUACCAACAUGGCCAACUCAAAGAGAUUGUUUGGCGUUGUGCGGAGGAACCUUCUCCGGCGAUCUCCCAGCAGCAUCACCACCAUUCGCUCAUCAAUCCAACAAACCACUAGAGAGAACAUUGCCGCCAUUAAAAUCCAAGCUUUCUUCAGAGGUCACCUGGGAAGGAGAGCGUUUAGAGCGCUCAAGAGUCUGGUGAAGCUUCAGGCGGUGGCGAGAGGUGUGCUUGUGAGGAAACAAGCUCGAAUAGCCUUACAUUGUAUGCAUGCUCUUGCUCGCUUGCAGGUUAGGGUUCGUGCUCGUCAGAUUCUCUCCCAUUAAAAUUCCAUGUGACACAAGACCUCUCUUGCGAUUGUGACAUCUACGUAACAUUAUUGUUCUUUCAAAUUAACUUCUUUGUGAUUUCGUAUAUGUAUACUAAUUAACCCUAACACCCUUCAAAUUAUACUGAUAAAGAUUGUCUGUCUAGCUGAAACUGUCUCAAAUUUUUAUUGUUAAAAGUAAUAUAAAAUAUACAUUAUAAAAAUGAUCAAUAUAUCAUAAUGAACCAGAAUCACACGCAGCAAGAAGAGAUUUAUUAAGACUUGGAAAGGAAGCUAAUGAAGGGUUGGGUGGAGGUACCUUGGAUAGAAAAAAAGGGUGAGUAAGGCUUCCUUGAAUACUCACCAUUUUGUCUACUUUGAUAUUUAAUAAUCUGGAUAUUAUAACCAAUAUACCUAAUGAGUUUACAUCAAAAAGACUAUCAACAAAGAACAUUCCAGCUUCAUUCUCAACACACACAAGCAAAAGAAUGUUGAUAUAUAUAUAGGUAGAUCUACAAGAGAGAGAGAGAGACGAGAGAGCACUGAGAUAUUGGCGCGGCUCAAUCAGAUAACUAAGAGAAUGCAUAUAGUACGUGUGUAAUCUGAGUGAACCAGGCCAAUAUCAAAGAGGACUCUUUCGUGCUAAAGGUGCAGAUUCAAAGGAAAACUGUCUUGUAAAACAAAAAAAAAGGAAGAAGAUAGACGUGUGAGGGGAAGUGUGAUGAGGAGAAGGUGAGAAUGUCUGUGUGGGGGAGUUAUAAAGAGAGGUAUUAAAUUAGGGUAUAUGAGAGAAGGAAAUGGAAGGUAUGGAGCAUUUAAACCACAUCUACUAACCAAUGCACUAAAGCUGGCUCACUCUCUUUACUCCCUCUCCCCCUCCUCUCU